Molecule: messenger RNA, 2160 nt
Organism: Trichoderma citrinoviride
Lineage: Eukaryota; Fungi; Ascomycota; Sordariomycetes; Hypocreales; Hypocreaceae
Exons: 6
Biological process (GO): regulation of transcription by RNA polymerase II
Molecular function (GO): RNA polymerase II transcription regulatory region sequence-specific DNA binding; DNA-binding transcription factor activity, RNA polymerase II-specific
Source: RefSeq, a predicted model, not a curated record
CGAAUCACGAAGCUUCAAAGCUGCCCACUAGGCCGCCCACCCCAUCCUCCUUCAUCAGGUACCAGGUACGGAGACACACCCCCCCCCACAGCUUGUUCUCCAUCGACACAAGCACUUGUCUCCAGCGGCAGCUUCCAGCUCUGCCUCAGUCCAGUCAUCCUGCCAGCAUCUUGGGACCGCCCGGCACCUCACUCCUGCACGAGGCAUAUACCUUAUUCGAGCAUAUCUCGAACAAGUCGUGUGGGCGAUCUCGCUGUCGCCUCUCCGUCCGACGGCGUAACUUCCAUUCCAAUGCUCGCCACUAGGACCUCCGACACCGAGAAUAGCCACUGGUCUUUCGGCAAAUACUUUUCAGCUCCUGGCAAAGCUUCACCCAGUCCACGCAUGUCAGACCAGUACGACUCCUCACUACCGACACAGCCAGACUGGCAGGGCCAGUAUCCCUAUCUUCCCCAGCCAGCUGGAUCUGCCUAUCCUGCGUCCGCCGAAUCGAAUCAUGCCAACUCGGGAGCAGUCCAUCCGCAGCCGGCGGUAGAGGGCGGAAACAUUCGACUGGAUGCCCAUACCGGAAGACAACCAACGCUGCCACCCAAUUUACGCCAUCCUGCUUACCGUGGAGGAGCUGGAGAGCACGGGCACCCCCAUCGGCCUGCCGAAUCAUCAGAGAGGAAUGAAGAUUCGAGAGGCAUGAAGACGGCACCCCUCUUGCUGGACGGAACGCCGAUGCCUAACAGAGCUACUGGCCGAGAACCUGCGCCCUCAACCCACAUCAACUCAGCUUCAGCUGCGACGAAAGGCUUGAAUGAUGCCUCUGACAGAUUUGAAUCAGAAGACCAAUCCGUGGCGGUUGCUAAAGACGAUGCGGAUGAUGCCUUGGGCGACGAGGAUAUAGCCGAAGAGGAGACAGACUCACUGUUACAGACUACGGCAGAGCGAGUGGCGGCGCGCAGAAAGAUGAAGCGCUUCAGGCUCACCCACCAGCAGACACGGUUCCUAACGAGCGAGUUCGCGAAACAGCCUCACCCUGAUGCUGCCCAUCGGGAACGGCUGUCCAGAGAGAUACCUGGACUAAGCCCUCGGCAAGUCCAGGUUUGGUUUCAAAACAGGCGAGCGAAGAUCAAGAGACUCAACGCCGAUGACCGUGACCGAAUGAUCAAGAUGAGAGCUGUUCCGGAUGAUUUUGACAACGUACAAGCCUUACACUCCCCUUACGGAGCUGUUCAUGGCAUGCCGAUGCCUCUGGCCGGCCCCGUGGAUUUCGCACACCACCCAUCGUACCCGAACAAUCCGAUCAUGAGGCCCCUAAUGGUAGACGUUCGGCGUCCAGAGGGAACAGACCAUCUAUCGCCCACCGGACUCACCCCUUCGUUUGGCAGUAUCGGCUUCCAUACGUCCAGCACAGUCAAUUCGUCUGGAGUAAUGUCGCCGAUAUCACCACAUUCGAGUGAGCGCUAUCCUCCUCAUGGUGGUGGCGUUGCGCACAAUUCUUUGGAGGCCCAUCGCCAAGGAGUAAGGCCACACCAAGCUUACAAUGGCCGAGAUCCGAUAUCCAGACCAAGAUCCGAGUCGCUACAGUCAUAUUAUAUGUAUUCAGGGGUAAAUACGCAGUCUAAUGUGCCUGAUCGAUCCCCACUGGUCUACCAGUCCGGCCAGAUGAGCCAAGCAACGAGCAGUAACUCGGCAGGCGUUGACCGGAGCCCGUACACAAAGUUACUCAUAGGCGGAAGCAAUACGCAGUCAUCGUCAACAGGUUUGAGCUAUCCAAACUUCCAGCAGACGCCUGAGAAUGGCUCUCGCCUUCGAGCUGCCUCAGCUUCGGGCCCGUUGCCACUGAAUACGACGGACCACUAUCGGCCUCUCCACUCUCCGCAGUCACAUAGCCAUCGGGCAGCCGGGCCGUCUGCUCAAUAUGGAGCUUCCUCAACGUACCAAGCCAGUUACGGCGCUGCUCCAUUGUCAGCACCGUUGACGCCUUCACUGGCAGCACCACAGGCGCGGACCCCGGUUGGACCGCCAAGUGUUAGGGACUACCAAGACUCGGUGGGAACUGCUGGAUUUUCCCAGACAUUGCAGAGCGGAUUGAACGGCCAUGGUGCUCGAACAGAAACCAGAAGCAUGUUUCCCAGCGGGACGUCGGACUAUGCAAACCAGCAGCAACGG